UCUCGGUUUGAUAGUCAGGACUCCGAAGAAGAAAACUCGACGGUGAGACAGAUAUCUAUGGAAAAGCAGAGCUUCGAAGAGAUGCAUGACUGCCUGAUCAAGAAGAGAAUCAAUCCUCAAAGAAGAAAAGACAAAGUUUAUAUUGGUUGUGGAGCUGGGUUUGGCGGUGAUCGGCCAAUGGCAGCUCUGAAGUUGCUUAACAGAGUCAAAGAGAUUAAUUAUAUUGUUCUUGAAUGUUUAGCGGAACGUACUCUUGCUGAGCGAUAUCAAGCUAUGGCUUCCGGCGGUGAUGGCUACGACUCUAAUAUUUCAGAAUGGAUGUCUUUGCUACUACCUUUGGCUGUGGAUAGAGGAAUUUGUAUAAUUACCAACAUGGGUGCAAUGGAUCCACUUGGUGCUCGAGAAAAGGUUUUAGAAAUAGCCAGCAGCCUUGGGAUUUGUGUGUCAGUUGCUGUGGCUCAUGAGACCUUUGUUAAUGAAUCAGGUUCAGGAUCUUUGCCUGAGAAGCUGGUUAUGGAAGGUGGUAUUAGCACAUAUCUGGGAGCAGCCCCAAUAGUUGCAUGUCUGGAGAGAUACCAACCAAAUGUUAUAAUUACUUCAAGGGUUGCUGAUGCUGCGUUAUUCUUAGCUCCAAUGGUGUAUGAACUAGGCUGGAAUUGGGAUGACUUGGAGCUAUUAGCGCAGGGAUCUGUGGCUGGACACCUUCUAGAGUGUGGUUGUCAACUCACAGGGGGAUACUUCAUGCAUCCAGCGGACAAGCAUCGGAACUUGUCUUUCACAAAUCUCCUGGAUCUAUCGUUGCCCUAUGCUGAGAUUUCAUUCAGUGGGGAAGUCUGCAUCAUGAAGACAGAAGGUAGCGGCGGGAUUUUAAAUUUCAGUACUUGUGCAGAACAACUACUUUACGAGGUUGGAGAUCCAAGUGCUUACAUUACACCUGAUGUUGUAGUUGAUUUUCGGGGUGUUUCAUUCCAGCCACUAUCUAGCUCUAAAGUUUUCUGUAGUGGUGCAAAGCCUUCUGCUCAUCCCUUUCCUGAUAAACUUCUGCAGUUAAUUCCAAAGCACUGUGGAUGGAAAGGAUGGGGUGAGAUAUCAUAUGGAGGAUAUGAAUGUGUUAAACGUGCUAAAGCUGCUGAAUUUCUUGUUAGAUCAUGGAUGGAAGAGACAAUUCCCGGUGCCAGCUCACAUAUUCUUUCUUAUAUUAUCGGACUUGAUAGCUUGAAAGCUACCAGCAUCAAUAAUUAUCUAUCAACAUGGAGGGCUAGUGAAGAUAUUCGGCUACGCAUGGAUGGACUGUUCCAAGAGAAGAAGCACGCACAGCAACUUGUUAAAGAGUUUACUGCAUUAUAUACAAAUGGACCGGCUGGUGGUGGUGGUAUCAGCUCCGCUGUCAAGAAGGAGAUUGUUCUGGAAAAACAACUGAUUGGUCGCGAACAUGUUUUCUGGAAGAUAGGGGCAAAACAAACCGAAGUCGGUGAAUUAAAACAUCAGGAACAUGUCUUUGCAGAUGUUACUAAGGCCUGCAUUUCGAAUGAACCAGCACUGACACCAUCUCCACAAGAAGAUAUGCAAAAAACCGGACUAUAUUGUUCUUCAUCAGAAAUCGACUUUUCAGCAGUUUCAUCUGGGCAAAAGGUUCCGCUUUAUAGUAUAGCCCACAGUAGGGCUGGAGACAAAGGAAACGAUUUGAAUUUCUCCAUCAUCCCACACUUCCCUCAGGACUUUGGGAAACUGAAGCUUAUCAUAACACCCCAGUGGGUGAAGGGUGUAGUCUCGGUCCUUCUGGAUGCAUCUCCAAAGGCCAUUGAUGAGACAGAGAAAGGGGUGAAUGAAGAUGAUGUUAAGGUGGAAAUAUAUGAAGUUGAAGGAAUUCAGUCUCUAAAUGUCGUGGUCCGAAACAUUCUUGAUGGUGGCGUCAAUUGCUCACGGAGGAUCGAUCGCCAUGGAAAGUGCAUCUCGGAUCUUAUAUUGUGUCAACAUGUCGUGUUACCUCUGUAAUUUUUGAUGUUAAGAAAUCUAUGGAAUCGUUUACCAAAAGUUUGUGUGAUAUAAUCAAAUAUGGCCUUACAAGUUUAUAUGCCGAGGAUACAGAGAAUGAAAAUUCAGCUCAUUGGGGUUGGAUAAAUUGUUGAUUAGUUAUGGAAAACUUCCACAUUUGAAUAUUACUU
This is a messenger RNA of Hibiscus syriacus, 2165 nucleotides long. RefSeq lists its product as uncharacterized. NCBI's taxonomy places the organism in Eukaryota, Viridiplantae, Streptophyta, Magnoliopsida, Malvales, Malvaceae. Bases 58 to 1995 code for a protein of 645 amino acids. The transcript has 13 exons. The record is from RefSeq and is a predicted model, not a curated record.